Messenger RNA from Dioscorea cayenensis subsp. rotundata (Guinea yam), 2282 nucleotides. RefSeq lists its product as uncharacterized. The transcript has 5 exons. The record is from RefSeq and is a predicted model, not a curated record. Bases 363 to 1676 code for a protein of 437 amino acids. Lineage: Eukaryota; Viridiplantae; Streptophyta; Magnoliopsida; Dioscoreales; Dioscoreaceae.
UCUCUCGAGCUCUCUCACCAAACUCUCUCUUUGCUUCGCUUGAUCCUUCGCUCUCUCUCUCUCUCUCUCUAGAAACCCUAGAAAUCGUUGGCGCCAUUAGCGCAGUCAUCGUCCGGGGUCGACGAGUGCGGGGGGUCCGUGUAGGAGUCGUUGAUCGCGCGAUCCGAAGCCCCCGCGUUCUCUAUCUCUCUGAAGUCUUGAGUACAAGUGAAGGUUGAUCGCGCGCAUGGCGGCGCUUGAUUCGUUAUGAUUGGGCAGGACCAGCUGGUGGUUAGAAAAUAUAUCCUUCUUGAUUGUAAAUACCAUUUGUGAGUUACUUUUUCCUUUGUGGAGGUAGCUCCUCUUCUGGUAUUUUAGCAAUCAUGGGAGCUAAUUGUUGUGUGGCUGCAAGGGAUAAACCCUUGCCAUAUCAAACAAGAUUUGAAGCUCCUAUCCGUAGGAAUGUUAGACACUCACCUUCUUGGAGUUUUCGAUGGGAUAAUAGAACUCAUAUAGAGGAUAUCAUGGACAAUUCUACUCAUUUUUCUCACCACAAUAGUGGGAAUAUCGGGUCUGAAAUCAAGAGUGGGGAGGAGACUGAAACUGAAGGGCUUUCAGAUGGGGGAAGCCCGCUGGAUGUUUUCCGGGCAUCCAAGUGGAGAAAGGCUGCUGUCAAAACUGAAACUUCUGGUCAUGUGAAAGUUGGUGGUGCAGAUCUUUCCACUGAAAGCAAUUUGUCGACUGAGGACAAGUACUCUCCCAAAUCAUCAGGAGUUGCUAGUGCUUCGGAUAGCAAGCCCUCUCUCUAUAUUCCUUCAACUCCUUCACCAUCUGCACACAGACCUGAUCCUUCAUCCUCCAGAAGCCGUUCCCUUCCCUCUGAGGCUACAUCAUCAAGGAAGGUACGUGGUUCUCCAGGCUGUCAGCUCGCAAGACAAGUAUCUGACAGUAGGAUUCCAAACCUCAAGUCUCUGAAUGAGAACAGCUCUCCUGAAGAUAGGCAGUCCUUUGUACUCUCAGUCUGCAGUAAUGACCUGUCAGCUGGAGGAUCUCAAGGUGGUUCCUCUGAUGGGUGGUCCAUGAGAAUGUUCUCUGAGCUAGUGGCAUCUUCUCAGAGGGAGAGAUGGUCCUUCGACAGGGAGAACCCAAACUCAAACAGCAUCAAGGUAGCAGCACAAUCAAAUAACCAACCUUCAACUUCUCUUUCCACUGAGCUACAAUCAUGCGGGGUUUGCCUGAAGCUUUUAAAGGAUAGAUCUCCAUGGACGGUGCAGAAACUAGUAGCUAGCAAUGAGAUUGCUGUAGUUGCAGUUUUGGUUUGUGGUCACGUCUACCAUGCAGAGUGCUUGGAAAGUUUAACCACUGAUGCUGAUAGAUAUGACCCCCCAUGCCCAGUAUGCACACUUGGGGAAAAAUGCGGUUCAAAGCUAUUGGCAAAAGCCGAAUCAAAAGCUCGAAGCAAGAUCUCCAAAACUGCGGUGGCUGAUGCUGAUGUUGAUCGGAUAUCCGAGCGCCAAAAAAGUGGGAAGUUUCCACGAUUAGGAGCAAGUUCCAGCAUGAAGAAUGCCUUCAGCCGGCCUUUCUUGAGACGGCACUUCUCUCUCGGGUCAAGACCGCCAGUGAGGUCAGUAUCAGAGACUGAGUCUUCCUCAAGGAAGAAGGGAUUCUGGGCAAAAGCAAGGUAUUGGAGGGAAUGAAACUAGCUUCCCACCAUUGUUCUGUAAAAGAAACAGCCAAGAUUGCAUAAGAUGGAUCUAGAUACGACUUCCGGUUUUCGCAACAAAGUGUGCAACAUCCGGUUUCAUUGGAUUCUGGCAAGUGCAUUGAGGUAGUAGAACUCGCAAGAGUCGAGGUUCCUAAGAUGGUGGCUACUUGGCUUACGUAGCCAUCAUAAUACAUCUAGUUUGGUCUUGAAACCCUGAAAAUCAGACUACUCUCAAGUCUGGAUUCAGUAUAAUCUACAUUCUAAAACAUAUAUAUUAGGGUUAUUUGUCAACCGGAGUUAUAAUACUCUGCAAGUAUCACGAAAGCUUGAUUUCGGCUCCGUGUUGGAUUACAUUCCCAGACACAUCUGUUCACUACUUUUUUUUUUUCUUUUUCUUUUGAUAGUAAUUGUAGCUUCAUUGUUCUUACUAAUAUAAUUUUCUUAUUUGAUAGUAUGGAAGUUGUAAUAUGAGACAUUAGCUAGGCAGGUGAUGAUUCACUGUCAUUGCAGUUCUGCCAUCUCGGUAGAUCAUGUAUUCCAGCUUUUCCUUGUUGUUUGCUUGAAUGAUAGCAACAGCCAGAAAUGCCUUUUUAGUUCA